Molecule: messenger RNA, 764 nt
Organism: Baudoinia panamericana UAMH 10762
Lineage: Eukaryota; Fungi; Ascomycota; Dothideomycetes; Mycosphaerellales; Teratosphaeriaceae
Exons: 1
Coding region: 426-689 (87 amino acids)
Source: RefSeq, a predicted model, not a curated record
CUCGCUUUCAUUUGCCGGCUGUUUUUGAUAGACUACGUCAUACCUGCUUUGCCUUCCAGCAUGUCUCUUCCAUGCCUUCUCUGCCUGCAGCUAUUAGACUGCUUGAAUGCGGGUUACUGACAAGCUUCUAGGCCGGUCUCAGUCUGAUUCAGUCAGCAUUACCUCAAUUAUCUGCCUAGGAUCAGUUGGCGCUUUCUUCGAGCGACCCUGUCUGUAGCUGAACCGCUAUCUUCUCUUCGACCGCCGCGUCCAUACCCGAGCAGCUAUUCGAAUCUCCUCCAUCCUGUCUGGCUGCUCGCUUCUCAACAUUGCCCGCACGCCCAAUGUUCCUCUUCCUCGUGCGAGCCGAGUACUCCGAAAAGCCUCUGACAUUGUCUUUCAUUUGUCGUGGGAACUCGUGAACUCAUGACAGCAUCAAAACCAGUAUGGAAAUCUCUCCAUUCCAAUCCCGGAACGAUGCGCUGCGAGGAACUCUGCAGCUGCUCUCCGGACAAGAUCCGACCACACACAUCAACACUGAAAAAUUUCAAGAGAUUGAUAAGUGCGCUUUUGUCAAUCCAAAAUCGAAGAAGGUUCCCGCUCGUAGCUACGGAAAGUGGUACGUCUGCAUCGCCGGCGACCUUCGACACUCAUCGCACAUCUCGGUCUUCACGCCGUCACUUCGCAUAAGACUAUUCGCUGGUUGGUGAAGAUGGCACAGCUCGUCGGCGCCCUUGCCAAUGCGCUGCCCGAUCUGCAGUUGGCUGCUCGAUCGUCCAAGGGUG